This is a messenger RNA of Bactrocera oleae (olive fruit fly), 2120 nucleotides long. It is a transcript of the gene pon, whose product is annotated as partner of numb. NCBI's taxonomy places the organism in Eukaryota, Metazoa, Arthropoda, Insecta, Diptera, Tephritidae. The record is from RefSeq and is a predicted model, not a curated record.
AGUACGCAAAAGAAUUCACUACUGAAUGUACGGUUGAAAAAAUGAAUGGCGGCAGCUGAAUUAAAUUCAAAAUGGCCGUUGUAAAAAGGAGUAAUUGAUUUCCUUCGACUACAAAAUAUUUUAUGUGACUGUUUAAUAUUAUUUAUAUAUGCUGAUAUAUAAUUAAAAAUAAAAGAAUUUCGUCAAAAUGUCCCAAUCCAUAGUGCAGAAAAGAGAUGAAAAUGUAUUUCGUACACUAAAACGCAAACGAAAAUCUGAGGAAUGUUUGGAACACACUGCAGAUGUUACUAUAGACACAAAUACUUGCUUUACCAAUUCGGCUUUCAGAUCUACGCCAAAAAAAGUAGUGCUACGCAGGCGUACACAAAACCCAAUAACGAAUGUUGUUGUGCAAGAUACUUGCUUGGAAGUGAAAUCAAUUUCAGAUAUAAUUAAACGUCCAGUUGAAAAGACAGAUUUGACUAAAAUCGAUGGUGACGCACUUUCGCAAAAUCCCUACGAAGUUCAACGCAAACCACCCAAGAAGAAAAAACGAGAAUCCGAAAUAGUAGAAGCAUGCUUUGAAAAUCCAGCAUUGAACUUAGAGCUGCCUGAAAAACAAUUUAAUCCAUACGAAGUCUUACGUGAUGUGCCCACAAAACAAACUAAUGUUGUUCAACCUAAUUGCUUUGUAAAUGCAGCCUUAAAUCUACGAACGCAGGAUGUAACUGCAACUAGAAACCCAUUUGAGAUCCAACGUUGCCAAAGCGUUGAAACAACUACUUCUGCUGUGGGCGUUGAAAACACUGGCUUGAAAGAUGGCCAAGUAGUUUCAACCGAUUUAAAAAUAUCUUUGCCUUUUAAGCCUACUGUGGGUUGUCGCAUAGAUUUCACUAAUAUACCUAUAGAAGAGCUAACUCCUAGCAAGCUGCUGGCAGAUAAACUCGUAUUUUCUCCCGUCUUAUUGUUGCCAAAACGUUCAUUGGAUUCCGCAAGUGAGGAUAGUAGUAUGGAUAUAGGCAAAGAGUUAGAUCGCUAUCAGCUCGAGCUAGAGAAUAGUAUUAAUGAGGCAAAAAUGCGCAAGGCAAUUGGACCAUGUACGAAAUCGAAAACGGAAGAUUUUUCUUUAAAUGUGUACGUCGAACAAAAAAUCACAUUCAAUCAAAGAUUGGCCGAAAUAGCCGAAGAAGAUGAAGAAAAUUAUUUUAAUGAAGAAGAUGUGGAAAUAAAGAAUACUUUGCAUGAUUGUAUUGAAUGUGAAUCUCAUAUUGAAUUGAUUGGUAAAUUACAAAAUGAACUAGUCGAAAGAGAAACAUGCCUGGUCGAGGAAUUAAAGGUCGAAGAUGUUGCAUAUGCCUCUGACUCGGAUGACGACGAAAUCGACUUCAAGGCACCAGCACCAUUUGUGCGUGCAUAUCAACGCGCAGCAACAACACAUGUCGCUGGUAGCAAAGAGUCGUUGCACUCCACCGAUUCAAACGGCUCAAGCGAUCAUAAGAAAUCGCUGAAUGUACGUAAUUUAAUACGUAAAUCUUUACGAAAACUAAUGCAUCCAACUAAACAUGAUAAUUUGUUUAAGAAUAAUACUGAUAAGAACAAAAUGCUGGACAAUGAAAUAGGUGAAAAUGUAAAGCAACAUGCCACCGCAUAUAAAAUGAUACGAAAUAGUUUAAGACGCAAAACAACCGUCAAACCUUCCAAUUCUGCUAAGGCAGCGCCAGCUGCAAAAGCGGAAACAUCCAUAAUCGAUAACAGCGAACGCACAAUGAAACUAACUGCCGUGAUUUCAACGAAUACCGAAGGCGAGCGAAACCACACAUUGCGUCACAGCUUGCGACGAUCGACACGCGAAAUUGGGCAACACUUGAUGAAAUCUGUGUUUCACAAAAAUCACGAAGCCUAUGAACUAGGCAAGUGAUCAGUUUUAAGUUGAUGUGGUUAUUUUUUUCCAUAUUGUUUACUACCAUACAGCACAUUUUAUUAUUUAAUUCUAAAACACAAUGUUAAGCACCCAAAGAUUAUAGCUAUGAAUGCUAACUGAACUUUCUUUAAUGCACCAAUGUUGCACACUUAAUUUUUAUUAUUAUAUUAAGUUAAAAUAUAUGUUUUUUUUUUGAAUAAAUUAUUGAUGCUUAAAUAAA